AUGCCGCCAAAGGUGUACAAUUCUAACUCGGAGUCUGAAUCCAAGACGAGGGGCGCAAGUGCGCACCACGGCGGGGCAGUGGCGCCCGGCGGUGCCGCCAACACUCGCUCCAACGGCAAGCAGCGCCUGACGGUUGCGCAACAGCAGUACUUGAAGGAGCUCGUCCGCACACACAUCCACAAUAACCACGAGGAAAACUUUCCACUUCUGCAUCCGCUUGACUUCGAGGCAUACUCGGACGACUUCUUGCGGCGGUACAAGGACCACUACCAGAUUCCGUUGCAGGACAACCUCUCUCUGCAGGGGUUUUUGCUGGGCUCAGAGCUUGGCUCCCGAACAUACUCGUACCGGCGCAAUAUUCCAUCGCAGCCGGACUCCCGUGUGACCAAGAAACAGCUCGCAGAUGAGGUGCGGCGCCAUUUCACGGCAAGCAUGGUCAAGGAGACAGAGUGCAUUCCAGCGUUCAUCUAUAAGGUUAAAAAUAGUAAGAAGAAGUUCCGUAUGGAGUUCCGCAGCUAG
Eremothecium gossypii ATCC 10895 is the source of this 519-nucleotide messenger RNA. It is a transcript of the gene SAP30, whose product is annotated as Sap30p. Gene Ontology annotation, molecular function: protein binding; transcription coregulator activity. Gene Ontology annotation, cellular component: histone deacetylase complex. Lineage: Eukaryota; Fungi; Ascomycota; Saccharomycetes; Saccharomycetales; Saccharomycetaceae. Bases 1 to 519 code for a protein of 172 amino acids. The record is from RefSeq and is marked provisional. Gene Ontology annotation, biological process: regulation of DNA-templated transcription. The transcript has a single exon.